Clonostachys rhizophaga is the source of this 993-nucleotide messenger RNA. Lineage: Eukaryota; Fungi; Ascomycota; Sordariomycetes; Hypocreales; Bionectriaceae. The record is from the annotation of a GenBank genome assembly.
AUGCCUUUCACCACUGAGCUGACGCGCCGACUCGGCAUUCGAGUGCCCAUCGUCCAGGGCGGCAUGAUGCACGUCGGCACCGCCGACCUCGCCUCCGCCGUCUCCAACGCGGGCGGUCUGGGCAUCAUCACCGCCCUCAUCUUCCCGUCCCCAGACGCCCUCCGCGCCGAGAUCCGCCGCUGCAGGACCCUGACCAAGAACCCCUUCGGCGUCAACAUGACGCUGCUCCCCUCGCUCGUCCCGCCCGACUACCCGGCCUACGCGCAGGCCAUCAUCGACGAGGGGAUCAAGAUCGUCGAGACGGCGGGCAACUCCCCCGGCCCCGUCAUCAAGCAGCUCAAGAAGGCGGGCAUCACGAUCCUGCACAAGUGCACGAGCAUCCGGCACGCGCAGAGCGCGCAGAAGCUCGGCGUCGACUUCCUGAGCAUCGACGGCUUCGAGUGCGCGGGCCACGUGGGCGAGAGCGACAUCACCAACUUCAUCCUGCUCAGCCGGGCGCGCCAGUCCCUCACGGUGCCCUUCAUCGCGAGCGGCGGGUUCGCCGACGGGUGGGGGCUCGCGGCGGCGCUGUGCCUGGGCGCGAGCGGGAUCAACAUGGGCACGCGGUUCAUGUGCACCGAGGAGGCGCCCAUCCACCGCAACGUCAAGGAGGAGAUUGUGCGCGCGCAGGAGACGGACACGACGCUGCUGCUGAGGCGGUGGAGGAACACGACGAGGCUGUACAAGAACAAGGUGACGCAGGAGGCGCUCGAGAUUGAGAAGACGAGCCCGACGGGCGAGUUCCAGGAGGUGGCCGCGCUGGUCAGCGGGAAGCGCGGGAAGCAGGUGUUUGAGAAUGGGGACCCGGAGUUUGGUGUCUGGACAACUGGCCAAGUCAUCGGCCUGAUCCACGAUAUCCCGACAUGCGACGCAUUGGUGAAGCGGAUUGAGAAGGAGGCCGAGACGGCCCUGAAGGAAAGAUUGAGUCUAUUCACGCCCGAGGCCAAGCUCUAG